This is a messenger RNA of Petromyzon marinus (sea lamprey), 883 nucleotides long. RefSeq names its product RNA polymerase II subunit A C-terminal domain phosphatase SSU72. Gene Ontology annotation, molecular function: phosphoprotein phosphatase activity. The record is from RefSeq and is a predicted model, not a curated record. Gene Ontology annotation, biological process: mRNA processing. Gene Ontology annotation, cellular component: nucleus. NCBI's taxonomy places the organism in Eukaryota, Metazoa, Chordata, Hyperoartia, Petromyzontiformes, Petromyzontidae.
GGGUCGCCCAAGCGUGUGGGAAAUAUAAACUGGGCAGCUGCACACCUCGGCCUAACUAGGUCGAAGCAGCUACGCACUUUUUAAAAAAAAAAAGUUAAAUUAAAAGGCAAAUUUUUUUUUGCUACCACUUUCUACGAACGAACGUAGAACAAAGUGGGCCCUUUGCACAUUUAUAAUCUUUAUAUUUUAUAUAUACAUGCAAGGAUUUGUUUUAAUUUCAAAAAGGCAUGCCUCAGACGCCACUGCGUGUUGCUGUCAUUUGCUCGAGUAAUCAGAACCGAAGCAUGGAAGCGCAUAGCUUGCUCAGCAAGAAGGGCUUCGACGUGCGCUCGUUCGGCACGGGGACGCACGUGAAGCUGCCGGGCCCCUCACCCGACAAGCCCAACAUCUAUGAGUUCAAGACACCCUACGACGCGAUGUACCAGGACCUUCUGCAGCGCGACAAGGACCUAUACACACAAAACGGAAUCCUGCACAUGCUUGACCGCAACCGGCGCAUCAAGCCGUGCCCGGAACGCUUCCAAGAGUGCCCCGACAGGUUUGACCUGAUCCUGACGUGUGAAGAACGGGUUUACGACCAGGUCGUGGAAGACCUGAGCGGCCGUGAGCAGGAGAGCUUCCAGCCGGUGCACGUCAUCAACGUGGACGUGCAGGACAACCACGAGGACGCGACGCUCGGCGCCUUCCUCAUCUGCGAGCUCUGCCAAUGUAUCCAGCUGACCGAGGACCUGGACAAUGAGAUCGACGAACUCGUGCAGGACUUUGAGGAGAAGAGCGGGAAGCUGAUUCUGCACACGGUGUGCUUCUACUGAUGGCCGCGUGGGGGGUUUCUCUCCGCGGGUACGAGGAGCUUUGGGGGGGGGGGCACGAGAUGGGGCGGUGG